GAGUUUCCGCCAGUCAGUCAAAUAAUGUGAAACAAGUCGGGUCAAUUUUCUGUACACAAAACCAAACACCGAGACUCAAAUUUUCGACCUGCAAAAUGGAAGAGAGCGAAAUUCUGGAAAAUCAAAAUGUGCCACAAACAGACAAGAUGAAACCAGCAAGUGCACACGGUGAACACAACGAGCUGUAUAUCUUGAAUUACUCACAUUCUAAAGAUUCUAAUGAAUCACUUGGCCGAAAAAGUCUUGAGCAAAAGAACUUUAAUGCGGUCAAGAAACUUCAGAAACAGCAAUCACAUGUGUACGAUUUAAAAGAAAGUCAAGCACAGGAGCAACCACCGGAAAAUAUAGACCAAAAUACCAAACCCCUAAAAUCUGAAGAAAAACUGCACAUUUCGAGACACGAGGAAGAAUAUAAAGAUAUUGUUUCAACUCAUUCUAAGGAAUCAAGGGAACAAUGCCAAGAAGAAGCAAGGAUAGAAACACUUAGGAUCAAGUACAAAGAUAUCAUUAUUGACAAUAUCUCUGAUGAUACUAUCUCCGCGAAAUCCAAGCCACAGAGUCAAGUAAAGUUGAAUGAUGCUGCUCCUGGUAAAACGUUGUCCAUGGAUAACGCCCGUAAAUCAAACACGUUAAUUGAAGAAGAACCGUUGAAUAACCCCAAAGAAGAAGCUAUUAAAGUGGUGGAAAAUGUAACGAGUCCACCAGAAACACCAGCAAAGGAAGAACUUCAAGAAACCAAGGAACAGGACACCAUACCGAAACCCGAGGAAGUGAGAAUCGAUGAACUGGAUCAAAUGGCGCCAAGUACUUCAUCGGCAGCUCAGGAGACGAAAUCGGAAAAGCCAAAUGAAGCAACGCCUUGUACAGAGAUAAAAUUUGACCCGAGGGAUAAGAUCAGGCAGGACAUGGAAGAAUAUUUUAAAGGCAUUCAGGCUCUGGAGGUCAAGACACUAACCGGCGACGAGCUGAAUGCAAGAGAAGCCGAAGCCAUUUUGAGAGAGGAGCAGCAAAGAAAAACCUGGAAGGGAAUGCUUCUAGCGGUAGCCCACACCUCCUUAUCCACAUCCACUAACAGCAGUUCUUCAGGUAAAACGCCAAAAUCCGCCGUACAAGCCAUUCUACAACGCACAGCCAAGGCGGAGUUCAAGAGGAAAAUGUAUGUCCUUAAGGAGAACUACAACUAUCGAUUGGAGCUGCUAAAGCAGCUAAAAAACGACAUGAAAAACAACUACAAAAGCGAGGCCCAGCAACUGUACAUCGACUACCACUCCAUCAAGAACCAGACUCUAAACAGCCCCCCUUUAAACGAGAUAGACACAGUAUGCUCCACGGAAAACAGUAACCAAGAAGAGAGUUAGGUAAUAGGAACAAGUGGAUCCACCCGCCAAAAACAGGAUACUUCCACACCAUCAACUACUGAAACCCAUCACCUCCAUACUUGCAUUAUCUGCAAAGAAAGGAUUACAUACGAUGUUAGGAUAGCCCAUCUGCUGCUGAUUUUCAUACUUACGACACACACCCUACUCCAUUUUUAAUAAUAUUUACAAAAGUAAAGCCGAAAAACUAGAGGGCUUUCAGGAACUUGUAGAACCUAACCCAAAAACAGGAUACUUUCACACCAUCAACUACUGAAACUCAUCACCUCCAUACUUGCAUUAUCUGCAAACAAAGGAUUACAUAGGAUGUUAGGAUAGCCCAUCAGCUGCUGAUUAUCUGAUCACACUUACGACACACACUCUACUCGAUUUUUAAUAAUAUUCACAAAAGUAUAGCCGAAAAACUAGAGGGCUUUCAGGAACUUGUAGAACCUAGAGCUCCAAAAUCAAUGCUACCAAGUGAAAUGACCUGCCAAAAGCGGGGUUCAAUGGGACUGUACCUCUUGCAUUCAUUGUGUGCACUUGCUUCUUUACAUCUCGACGAAGUGCAUCUGUAUCUCGUUUACUGAGUACCCACGGUACAGUCGCCACUCUGAACGCCCCGCGGCAUGCAACAGUAUUUUUUAGCUUUGUAUAGCCCAGAAACCUUAAAUUUGCGCCACUUCUGUUUUGCAUGUCGAAAUAAAAGCAAAGACAAUGAGAAUUGACCCAAAUA
Messenger RNA from Drosophila yakuba, 2091 nucleotides. RefSeq lists its product as uncharacterized. Lineage: Eukaryota; Metazoa; Arthropoda; Insecta; Diptera; Drosophilidae. The record is from RefSeq and is a predicted model, not a curated record. Bases 96 to 1358 code for a protein of 420 amino acids. The transcript is spliced from 2 exons.